Messenger RNA from Aethalodelphis obliquidens (Pacific white-sided dolphin), 1204 nucleotides. RefSeq lists its product as uncharacterized. Lineage: Eukaryota; Metazoa; Chordata; Mammalia; Artiodactyla; Delphinidae. The record is from RefSeq and is a predicted model, not a curated record. The coding region runs from base 1 to 846 and encodes 281 amino acids. The transcript has 3 exons.
AUGGUUUACCCCCGGACCGCGCCCCGCCCCGGCCCCGCUCCAGCCGCACCCUACCACCACCCUGAAUUCUUCCGGCUUCAACGCACGCCACGCUUCAACGCCCGCUACCGCCUGGCGUGCUACCACGUGGUGUCCUCCCGCUGCUGCAUCGCUUUCCGGGCCGCGGACGGUUCCUCCUGCUGUCACUUCCUGGCCGAGUCCUCCGGCACUGGCUCUCCCGACCAUGCGCAGGAAGGCUGGGCUCGCGGGACUCGCGGUUCGGCGUCCCUCCUUCGCCGGGGAGGGAGGCUGUCCCGGUCGGAGCAUCCCGGUCCCGGGAGCCCUGGACUUGCUGGAAGCGCACGCACGCUUGUCCCGGACUUGUGCAUAGACCUGGCCGGCUCCAGUGCCAACCUCAUCCCAAGGGUGACUGCCAUCCGGACCAGCCCAGACCUGCAGUGGCUGGUACGGCCCACUGAGGUGUUCUUGGCAGCCCCAUCACACAAGAUUCCCCCACCCAUACGGAGUUCUUCUGGCCUGGAUGGGGGUUAUCCCAUGAAGACCAUGGCAGGAGGCAGAACUCAGGGCGUUGGCAGGAAGGGCAAGGUGGAACAGGUGAGGAGUCGGUGGUCACCUUCUCUCUGUAGGGAGGGCUGGGGUGGCAGCAUUGGAGGAGAUGGGGAGCACGUGGAUAGAAUGAGGCCACUGAUGGAAUUCACUACACAUCCUGAACUGGCAACCCUGGCUCAAAGCCCUUUCCAUCCCAAGUCAGACUCUGAUAGUUCCACCCCAAGAAAUAGCCUAAUAGUUUAUUCUUUAGUAGGUUCCUAUCAUGCUUGUAGACUGGGCUCUCCUUUCACUUGCUGAGGAUCUUGUAAAAAAGAAAAAUUUUCGUAUCUGUUUUAAUACUUUCGUUUGGUAUGUGUAUUUUCUAAACAAUGUCUUUUUAUGGUCAUAUAGUUGAUUUACAAUGUUGCGUUAGUUUCUGGUGUACUGAAUUGCUUUGCAGUACAUCUAUCAAAAUAUGAAAAAAUAUGUAAAAUAUAUACAUAUAUUUUACAAAAUUAUAUAUGUAAAACAUAUUCUUUCAGAUUCCUUUCCAUUGCAAGUUAUUACAGGAUAAUGAAUAUGGUUCACUAUGCUAUACAGUAAAUCCUAUUGUUUAUCUAUUUAUAUAUAGUGGUGUGUAUCUGUUAAUCCCAUACUCCUAACUUAUAUACAUCUU